GCUGCGCCCUGACGCUCUGGCUUACCAGAAUUCUGUAUUUACUGUUUUCAUAUUCGUCUCGGUUCAGAUUUACGAAAACUUAAUACAAUCAGGUAUUGUGUGCCUGGAAGGAGAUGUUUUAAAGGAGUUGAUAGUGGAUGCAUUAACAAUGCGGUUGGUAAUGUGUUCCAGUCUAGUACGAGAUGAGAUGAUAUUCUGAUGUUGUCAUAGUGAUGAUGAGAAGGAAGAAGCCGGAAAAUGACACAUACAGGCCAGGAACCAAACAUGUACACGUGUGAUGUCUGUGAUAAAGACUUUAGUUUCUUAUCGAAACUACGGAGGCAUACAAAAAUACAUACAGGGGAAAAGCCAUACAAGUGUGACGUGUGUGAUAAGGAGUUCAGUUUCUCAUCGAAACUACGGAGGCAUACAAAAAUACAUACAGGGGAAAAGCCAUACAAGUGUGACGUGUGUGAUAAGGAGUUCAAGGAGGCAUGCCAAGUACGGGAACACCUAAUGACACAUACAGGGGAGAAACGACACAGCUGUGACGUCUGUGGGAAAGGGUUUAUCAAAGCAUAUGGUCUACAGGUACAUGUCCGAAAGCACAAAGGAGAGAAACCAUUUAAGUGUGGUGUCUGUGGUAAGGGUUUCAAUGUGGCCUCACACGUGAGAGAGCACCUGAUGACCCACACGGGAGAGAAACCUCACACAUGUGAUGUGUGUGGUAAGGGCUUUAGUCAGGCGGCUAAUCUCCGUACACAUACCAGGAUACAUACCGGAGAGAGACCGUUCAAGUGUGAUGUCUGUACCAAAGCAUUCAGUGAGGCAUCACGGCUGAAUAUACAUAAAAGGACCCAUACAGGAGAGAAACCAUGCAAGUGUAAUGUGUGUGGUAAGGGGUUUAGUCAGGCGACUAACCUACGAACACAUAUCAGGAUACAUACCGGAGACAGACCGUACAGGUGUGACGUCUGUGGUAAGGCAUUUAGCGAUGCCUCUAGUCUAAGGGUUCACACAAGAACCACUACCGGGGAUAAACAAAACAAGUGCAGUGUCUAAAUUAUAGUACCUUACUCAGUUCGAGCAUCUAGAUCUAUGUGUCCUGUGUAAAUUGAUUGUAUGGAGAAUCUAGAUCUACCUGUCCUGUGUAAAUUGAUUGUAUGGAGAAUCUAGAUCUACAUGUCCUGUGUAAAUUGAUUGUAUUGUCUCUCACUACCACUUAAGGUGUCCUGACUCCCGACUCAUUGGAUAAACCUGGUAGGAGUUAAUAUGUAGACACUCUUGGUGACCCACUAGUGAGUAACACCCUGAACGUUAUUUCAUUGGUCAAUCUUCUAAUCAUGACGUCAAGAGACAACACUUUGCGACGUCCUCUUCCAUUGUGACGUCAUAGUUCAUGUUGGUGGUUUCCCUGAUCAGAGUAACAUGUUCCUAGAUAUGAUAUCUAAACGGUGUGGGAGAAAAACGUCAACAAACUUGUGAUGGUUGGUUAACUUGUUUAUCUAACUCUCGGAAGUAUCUUUUUUAUUUUAGAAGACACUUUGUAAACCUCAUGUUUUUAUAUUCUUUGAAAAUUAACUAAGUUAGAUUAACAUGAUAACAAACCAUCACCCAUUAGGGAUCCUCUGUGUAACAAGCGUCUAGAUCUAUAUCCCUAACCCUAUAUGUUGUAUGUAAAUUUGUUGUAUCGAAUAAUUAGAACUACAUGUCUUUCACUGUAUUGAGCAUCUAAAUCUAUGUCAUACAUUAAUCCAUUAACUGUUACGUUGUUACACUAGCUGGUACAGCUGCAACCUCCAUUGUAGCUCCGAUAUACUACAUGUAUUUGGAGCAUAAACAACAUUUACUGUAACCACGUCAGACUAGUUGGAGCAGAAACAGCCUCGAUGGUAACCCAGUUAGUGCAGAAACAGCAUCUAUUAUAACCUGGUUAUACUAGUAAGUGCAGAAAUAACAUCUAUUAUAACCUGGUUAUACUUGUAAUUGCAGAAAUAACAUCUAUUAUAACCUGGUUAUACUUGUAAUUGCAGAAAUAACAUCUAUUAUGACCUGGUUAUACUAGUAAUUGCAGAAAUAACAUCUAUUAUAACCUGGUUAUACAUGUAAUUGCAGAAACAACAUAUAUUAUAACCUGGUUAUACUUGUAAUUGCAGAAAUAACAUCUAUUAUAACCUGGUUAUAUUUGUAAGUGCAGAAACAGCAUCUAUUAUAACCUGGUUAUACUAGUAAGUGCAGAAAUAACAUCUAUUAUAACCUGGUUAUGCUAGUAAGUGCAGAAACAGCAUAUAUUAUAACCUGGUUAUACUAGUAAGUGCAGAAAUAUCAUCUAUUAUAACCUGGUUAUAAUAGUUAGUGCAGAAACAGCAUCUAUUAUAACCUUGUUAUACUAGUUAAUGCAGAAACAGCAUCUAUUUUAACCUGGUUAUACUAGCUAAUGCAGAAACAGCAUCUAUUUUAACCUGGCCAUGGUUAUACUAGUUAAUGCAGAAACAGCAUCUAUUUUAACCUGCCCAUGGUUAUACUAGUUAAUGCAGAAAAAACAUAUAUUAUAACCUGGCCAUGGUUAUACUAGUAAGUGCAGAAACAGCAUCUUUUAUAACCUAGAGAAUAUGUAAAUAGAGAAUAAUACAUGCCUUUUUCCAUAUCACACCCAGUAUCAACCCCAGACUGCUAUAUCAGCCCGAGGGCCGAAGGACCGACGGUUGAUACUAGGUGUGAAAUGGAAAAAGGCAUGUUUUAUUCUGUUUAUUAUAUACUUACUAAAAAAGCUACUAUCUUAUGAUCU
Messenger RNA from Mizuhopecten yessoensis (Yesso scallop), 2767 nucleotides. Its product is annotated as zinc finger protein 239-like. Gene Ontology annotation, molecular function: DNA-binding transcription factor activity, RNA polymerase II-specific; RNA polymerase II cis-regulatory region sequence-specific DNA binding. The record is from RefSeq and is a predicted model, not a curated record. The transcript is spliced from 3 exons. The coding region runs from base 238 to 1041 and encodes 267 amino acids. Lineage: Eukaryota; Metazoa; Mollusca; Bivalvia; Pectinida; Pectinidae. Gene Ontology annotation, biological process: regulation of DNA-templated transcription.